Molecule: messenger RNA, 3536 nt
Organism: Salvelinus fontinalis (brook trout)
Lineage: Eukaryota; Metazoa; Chordata; Actinopteri; Salmoniformes; Salmonidae
Gene: zfp36l1a
Product: zinc finger protein 36, C3H type-like 1a
Exons: 2
Coding region: 148-1293 (381 amino acids)
Molecular function (GO): metal ion binding; mRNA binding
Source: RefSeq, a predicted model, not a curated record
GCACGGAACUGGUGCGAGGCAGAGGGGGUGUACUAGUAGUUAGGGCAAAAAAAAGUUGACAAAACAGAACUUGCCAUCCUGUGUAAUUUCAAUUAAAAAAAACAUACAUUUUUACUGUUUUUGGAUUUUAUUUUCAACGCUGCCAAGAUGACCAUGGCAGUGGUUUCGCCAUUCGACUUCAGCGAAGUAAUGAACAAGAAGAACAAGAUGCUGAACUACAACAACAACAUACUGAGCCCCCCCCAUCAUGCCAUGUCCACCCCCACCGGAGCCCUGCUGGACAGGGACAGGAAGGCUGUGGGGACCCCCUCGCUGGGCAGAGGGGUGUCUGUGUACCACUCGGUCACCCUUCCCAACCACAACCCCAGCUCCAAGUUCCACCAGAACCAGUUCCUCAACAGCCUGAAGAUAUCAGACCCCUGCUCCGUCACCUCCGGGUUAAUCAGUGGCAGCAACAAGGAGAACCGCAUGAGAGACCGCUCCUUCUCUGAGACAGGCGAGAGGCUCCUACAGAAGUGCCUGGGGCCGGCUAGUCCUACCAGCCUGGGAUGCAACAGCCAGAGCCAGCAGCAGAGCCAGGUCAACUCCAGCCGCUACAAGACGGAGCUGUGCCGCCCGUUCGAGGAGAACGGAGCCUGCAAGUACGGCGACAAGUGUCAGUUCGCCCACGGCAUCCACGAGCUGCGUUCUCUCAGCCGCCACCCUAAAUACAAAACCGAGCUGUGUCGCACCUUCCACACCAUCGGAUUCUGCCCCUACGGUCCCCGCUGUCACUUCAUCCACAACGCAGAGGAGCGCCGUGGACCCCCUCCCGGAUCCUCCUUCUCCCCGCUCUCCUCCAAUAAGCUGGAGCGUCCCCGUCUGCAGCACAGUUACAGCUUCGCAGGGUUCCCCAGCUCCGGAGGUCUGAGAGGAGAGGACAGCCUCACCCCUACACCCAUGUUCUCCCCAGAAGAGAUGCCUGAGUGGCCAAGCUGCAACCCCUUCACAUAUUCCAGCCAGGAGCUGGCCAACCUCUUUGGCCCCAGCCUGGGAUCCGGCGGCCCCGCGGGGACCGAACCCAACACCCCUGCACCCCUGUCUCCGACCAACACCCCCUACUUCUUUAGGCCCAUGUCGGAGUCCCCCACCCAGAUGUUUGAGUCUCCGUCCAGCCCUCCACAGGACUCCCUGUCAGACCAGGAGGGGUAUCAGAGCAGCUCAGGGGGCAGUCUCAGCGGGUCAGAGUCCCCCAGCCUGGACGCCAACAGACGCCUCCCCAUCUUUAGCCGCCUCUCUGUCUCUGAUGACUAGACUGCUCCUAAUUCAUGUAUGUUAUCUGUCGUCUCCCAGAAAGAGAAAAUGAAUGGAAAAUGGCACUCCCCUCUACCAUGUUCCCCUACCCCUUUCCUCCACAAAACAAUAUCAAUUUAGUUCCUAGUUUGAAUGAUCUAAGGAUAAAGUGACUUAAUUAAGGGAACUUGUUUUCAAAUCACCCCAGAUAUCUCUUCCCUGCUGUUUACUCCACUCCCCUCAUAGAGCCUACCCCGUCUUCUGGCAUAGUGCCAAAACGGGAGAGGAAAUGAAUGAACAAUGAGAAUGAUGGUGUGAGAAAAGAAAAAGAGAUUGUUAGACUGUUGUUUUGCCAGGUGCCACCUGUCUUUCUGUUCUUGAACACUUAGCAGUGCUAGUGGGCCUUUGGCACGGGGAGUGUAUCAUCGCACCACACGCCCCACUCUUCCACCGCCAUCCUCUGACGUUACCACCUCUCAAGCUCACUUCCCUGGUCUACUCUGUGCUGAGCUAGCUGGAGGGUGCUCAUUAACACACCCUGUCCUCAGAUCAACCCCAGCUGUUUUUACUAUAGACUUUGAGCAACAACAAAAAAUACAUAAACUGAAAUGAUAUGAAUAGUUUUAAAACAAAGUGCCUGGAGCAGUUGGUUUGUGCGUAGCAUGUGCGAGAGUUGGAUGGACUACUGUCUGAGGGUUUCGAUUCUUUCAACGUCAACUUGUCCCGUCAUAGUUCUUCUCAAGCGUUCUUUGUUGAGUGUCAUUUUCUGUAAUAGCGGAGCAGGACAGAGUCUGUAUGCAGGAAGUGACUGACAGACACAGGAAGUGUUGCUGGUCACUGGCGGUUGUUUCUGGGAAGGAAGGACGUCUUUAAUGUCUAACUGGUUAUUAAACCUUGAAGACGAUUUGGUUUCUGUCCAGCCCGCCUCCGUCCAUGCUGUUCUGCAGGCAGCAGGGAAUUCCAGCAUUCCCAUGGUGCAGUUCUUCUACUUCCUGCAACUUGAGAUGGGAUCUCUAAGCUAUCUUAUUUUUCCUCUUCCCUUAUAGAAUCAGACUCUGGCUCUGAGGAGCAGCUGUCAUGACAUCUCCCUGCUUCUUUCUAUGGUUUUUGAUUUAUCCAUUUUUUAAAUUGUUAUUAUUAUAGUUUGUUUUUAAAACUUUCCGAGCAUCGGUGCUUGUCACUGCUUAUUUAACUUAUCGAAACAUAUUUAUUGGUGAUCAUAUGCAUUUAGUUUUUUUUUUGUUAAUUUUGUAUUUAUCUGGAUAAUGAACAAUAGAAUAUAUUUUCUUUUUAUGUUAAGUUAUGAUCUUCGGUAUUAAUCUAAAGAUUGUGAAGAUGUUUUGUCAGUUUCCCUCCCCACCCCCCCACAGUUUAAUAUAUUGUACUACAAUGACUGCAACAAUAUUUGUAACUACACUUUGUUAAAAUAAAACUUAAUUUAAAAAGCAACAAAAAAAAUACAGGAAAAAAAUGUCGCGUUUUGAUUAUUUAUUUGUAGACUUAAAAAACAAACAGUUUUCCCUAUUAUUGUUCUGCAAUUCUAGGGACAAAAUACUUGUUGCAUUAUCAUCCCGGAACUGUCCUAUCCUCCCUUACUCUUUAGAACGUUUUCUAUGACCGUAACAGUACUUUACUGUUAUUACUUUGUUCACUCAAUUCAGCUAUUUGUAUUCUUUUAAAUCACGCCAGCUUGGUUCCAUAUGGAGACCAAUCAGGAUUCUCUUUCAUAAUUAUGACUAAAGCGGUAAAACCAAGAGGUACAACACAUAAUGAUGAGUUAUCUCCAUGUUCACUAUCACAUCCUGAUUUGAGUGUCGGGUUUAAAGGAAGGUUAUGUCUGAAUGUUAUGGAAUACAGUUAACCAAGGAUUUAGAGGAAAAAUACUAUUUGUAUUACAAGCAAUAGCAGUGACCAAAUGGGUUGAGGAGAAGACAUUUGUAUUUUUGAUGGAUGUUUGAUUCACUUGCAUGGCCCCCAACUGUUAUAAAGUGCCUACUUUUGAAUACAUUCCAGGUAGCUAAAGUUUUAUAUUAAACGAUGGAAGAUGGUGAAAUUGUUUAAAUUCCUUGUUCCAUGUUUCCUUAAAGUUUUGAGCAAGGUUAAACAGGAUUAUUGACACAAAGAACGUAAAACUGUUGAAUGUAUUUUUCUCAGCCAUGGUUUUUCACUACAGUCAUUUCUAUGUGAGUUUAUAUUAGAAACUGAUUUCUCUUUUUGUAACUAUUGAUUGCAGUUAACCAAUAAACCCUGUAUUUUUGAAACAA